UGUAAUCUCCUUUCCCCUCUCGCACGCUCUCUCCUCACCUACUCUGUUCUUCCCCUUACCCCUCUUGUUCUUCCUCGAUUCCUCAUCUCCUCUAGUUCGGGCCCUGACAAAAUCCACGUCUAGACAGGACUGGGCAACAUCUGAAAUUCAUGAUCGCUGCAGAGGACUGCAGUCUGCAGCUGAGCUUCUUAAGGUAAUCGCUGCAGAGGACUGCAGUUGAGCUUCUUGAGGUAAUCGCUUCAGUGGUCUGCAGCUGAGCUUUCUUCAGGUAAUCCCAUUGCCAGCGAAAUAUCCGAUGCAUGAUUGCUGUCUUUAGUUAAUCAUGCUGCUUCUUUAUCGUGUCAUUUUUUUGUGCCAGCGAAAUAUCUUCUCCUGCAUGCAUGAUUGCUGUCUUUAGUUACAGGACAUGCUGCUUCUUUAUCGUGUUCAGGACGCUUUGGACCAAUCAUCCACACAGUGUCAUCUUUGAUUCAAAGAAAUCCCAUUGGAAUUCUGAGAAGUGGGCUUCUUUUAAAUGUUUUCGUAUAAGAACCUUUUUUUAUUCAAAGGAAUUAUAUGGAAUUUUGGAGGAUUCUGUUCUUUGGGAUUUCCCCCCUAUAAAGCUUGUCUGAUUUGUUGGACUGAGAACCAUAUGAAUUUCACGCGCAAUUCAAAAGAAGAAUAUUUAUUGAGUCUAACCUCGUGUAUUUGUUCCAUUCAAAAGUGACAUGUUAAGAGUUUGUGACAUGUCUCAUGCUAAAGUGUAGCGCUGUCUAAUGUUUUCCUAAAAGUGUAGUAUAGUAAUAGUAUUGAAAAAGAAGUGUAUUGUCAUGAGCGAUGAGAAUCUAAGAGCCAGAUCUAAUAGACCCAUGAAGAAUGCAUUUUUUCUUGUUUUAAGGGUAUUGUGUUUGUAACUGCAAAUGGAUCACCGAACUAUUACCUCACAAAAAGUUUUUUUUCUUUUCGAAAAGGGUUUAUCCCCUGCCUCUGCAUCAGAGUGAUGCAUACGGCCAAUUACCUCACAAAACAAAAAGUACUGCAGCGUAUUCUAUUUGAUGAAAGCGCAGAACCAAAGGCCCUAUCGUUAUCACUUCUGGAGCACAUCACCAACAGUUUCUCUGAUGACAAAGAAAUUGGCUGUGGUGGCUUUGCAAGGGUUUAUAAGGGAAUGCUUGACAAUGGCACUGUUGCUGUGAAGAAGCUUUGCGAUAUGCUUGAUAUGGAUGAGAAGAAAUUUAGCGAAGAAAUUCGUUGUCUGAUGAAGGCGACGCACAAAAAUGAAGUACGGUUCCUAGGAUAUUGCUCUGACAGACAAGGGGAAAUGGUAAACUGCGAGGGAAAACUUGUCUUAGCAGAUGUACGACAAAGGCUACUCUGCUUUGAAUAUCUACCUAAAGGCAGUCUAGAUAAGCACAUCACCGGUAGGCUGAUGUCGCAUGUAUUUGGUUCAAGCAUCCAUUUAUUUAGUGUUUAGUGACUACUGACGACUUCAAGUUUCUCAAAUACUAAACCAACUUUCUGCUCUCCGUUUUCUAGAUGUAUCUUGUGGACUUGAAUGGAGAAAGCGCUACCAAAUCAUCAA
Triticum aestivum (bread wheat) is the source of this 1561-nucleotide messenger RNA. RefSeq names its product probable receptor-like protein kinase At5g18500. Lineage: Eukaryota; Viridiplantae; Streptophyta; Magnoliopsida; Poales; Poaceae. The transcript has 2 exons. Bases 980 to 1453 code for a protein of 157 amino acids. Gene Ontology annotation, molecular function: protein kinase activity; ATP binding. Gene Ontology annotation, biological process: protein phosphorylation. The record is from RefSeq and is a predicted model, not a curated record.